Fopius arisanus is the source of this 4296-nucleotide messenger RNA. RefSeq names its product adaptor-related protein complex 3, delta 1 subunit-like garnet (gene garnet). Gene Ontology annotation, cellular component: AP-3 adaptor complex; presynaptic endosome; endosome membrane. The coding region runs from base 535 to 4164 and encodes 1209 amino acids. The transcript is spliced from 5 exons. The record is from RefSeq and is a predicted model, not a curated record. Gene Ontology annotation, biological process: anterograde synaptic vesicle transport; Golgi to vacuole transport; synaptic vesicle membrane organization. NCBI's taxonomy places the organism in Eukaryota, Metazoa, Arthropoda, Insecta, Hymenoptera, Braconidae.
AUUCCAUAUGGCUUGGAUAUUCGUGUCUCACAUCGUAUCGUGUCUUGACAAGUUGGUCACCGGCAACAGUUUCAAUUGGCUCAUUUUUUUCACACCCCUCAUUUUUUCUAACCCAUCCCUUCCUUUGCCAAUCAAUUUGGAAAAAAAAAACAGCUGAUAUCGACUAGUAUUCACUAUUUUUCAUCCCCCACAAAGCAAUAAACCCGAACUAAUACUUCUCUGGAAGGGAGUGUUGAAUCGCUCGAAACCCCAGUGGGCGUCAAGUGAUUUUUAUUUUUAUUAUUAUCAUUAUUAUUUCUUCUCAUCGAAUUACAUAUGUAUAUGGAGGAUAAUCUCCAGCUAAUUGGAUAAAUGUCUGGUUGAUAAAUUCUAUGGAACUAGGAUGCGAUAGGAAGUGUGAAACGAGAGUUGAGUGGAGGUUUGACAAGUGAGACUGACGGAGUAACAGUAUAGGACGUAGGAUAAACUGUUAAAUUCCUCAAGUUUUUUUUUCCCCUUCAGACCGUAAAAUUGAUUAACAUCUUCCUCGGUGAAAUGGCUCUGCGAAAAGUUAAAGGCAAUUUCGAACGCAUGUUCGAUAAGAAUUUGACGGAUUUGGUGCGUGGAAUCAGGAACAAUAAGAAUAAUGAGGCGAAAUAUAUUGCACAGUGCAUUGAGGAAAUAAAACAGGAGCUGCGACAGGACAAUAUCGCUGUCAAGGCAAAUGCUGUUGCCAAACUGAUGUAUCUCCAGAUGUUGGGGUAUGAUAUCAGCUGGGCUGGUUUCAAUAUCAUCGAAGUCAUGUCGUCUGGCAAAUUUACGUACAAGAGAAUUGGCUAUCUAGCUGGCAGCCAGAGUUUCCACAUGGACACUGAACUCUUGAUGUUAACCACAAAUAUGAUCCGGAAAGAUCUCAAUAGUCAAAAUCAGUAUGAUGCUGGAUUGGCCUUGAGUGGAUUGUCCUGCUUCAUAAGUCCAGACCUAGCUAAGGAUCUCGUCAAUGACAUCAUGACCCUUCUGACCAGCACGAAGCCAUACCUCAGGAAGAAGGCUGUGUUGAUGAUGUACAAAGUGUUCUUAAGGUUCCCUGAGGCCCUCAGACCUGCUUUCCCCAGGCUCAAGGAGAAACUCGAAGAUCCUGACAGUGGAGUUCAAUCUGCUGCUGUCAAUGUUGUCUGCGAACUAGCUAGAAAAAAUCCUAAAAAUUAUUUGAGUCUCGCACCGAUAUUCUUCAAGCUCAUGACAACUUCCACGAAUAAUUGGAUGCUUAUUAAAAUUAUCAAAUUGUUUGGCGCGUUGACUCCGCUAGAACCUAGGCUUGGAAAAAAACUUAUAGAACCUCUGACCAAUUUAAUACACAGUACAUCGGCGAUGUCACUUCUUUACGAGUGCAUAAACACAGUAAUCGCAGUGUUAAUUUCCAUUUCCUCGGGAAUGCCCAAUCACUCAGACUCAAUUCAGCUUUGCGUUCAAAAGCUGCGGAUUCUCAUCGAAGAUUCCGAUCAAAAUUUGAAAUAUCUGGGGCUUCUGGCAAUGUCAAAAAUCCUGAAGACACAUCCAAAGAGUGUGCAAGCCCACAAAGAUCUUAUAAUGCAGUGCCUAGACGACAAAGACGAGAGCAUUCGAUUGCGUGCCCUUGACCUUCUGUACGGCAUGGUAUCCAAGAAAAAUCUGAUGGAAAUUGUCCGAAAACUGAUGAUCCACAUGGACAAGGCUGAAGGAACAACUUACAGAGAUGAACUUCUCUCGAAAAUCAUUCAAAUCUGUUCGCAGAAUAAUUAUCAAUUCAUUACAUACUUCGAGUGGUACAUUUCCGUUCUCGUUGACUUGACUAAAAUGGAAGGUACCAAGCAUGGACAAUUAGUUGCCACUCAAUUGCUUGAUGUUGCAAUCAGGGUCCAAGCAAUAAGAAAAUGCGCAGUUCAACAAUGUGCCUUACUACUUGACAAUGCACAUUUACUCACUGGAACACCGCGAGCAACAAUGUGCGAAGUACUGUACGCAGCAGCCUGGAUUUGUGGUGAAUUUUCAUCAGAGCUCGAUGAUCCCAUAGCAACAUUAAAAUCCAUGCUUAAAUCACAAGCAUCGAGCCUUCCUGGUCACAUACAAGCGGUUUACGUUCACAAUAUAUUGAAAUUAGCAGCCAUGACAUUAAAUAAAGCUCAGGAGGAAAAUGAUCGAGAGACGAUGGAAGAGAUAUUCGCCCUGAAGGACGGAAUGAAUGAGUUCAUUUGCAGUGGUGAUCUCGAGGUGCAGGAGAGGGCAACAGCUGUUCUAGUUUUGUUCGAUUAUCUUAAAGAGAAUCCAUCAUUGAUCAAGGAGCUUGCAGAUACUUUUCAGGGUGAGCUGAAUCCAGUUGCUCCAAAGGCACAGCGAAAAGUACCAAUUCCUGAGGGACUCGAUCUCGAUUCCUGGAUCAAUGAUCCACCCUCUGAGAGCUCUGACGACGAAGACUUGGAUAUGAAUGAUAUAUUUGUUAAAAGUGAGAAGAAUAGUGAGUAUGGGGAGAAAAAGACUGUUGAAUUGACGUCUGAAGAGCUCCAGAGGAGGCGAGAUCUCAGGAAAAUAGAGCAGGAGAACAAUCCACAUUAUUUGAAGGGCCACUCAAGUCCCAAGAAUUAUCAUUACAAUAAUGAUAAAAGUGAUGAUUACGAUCACAUUCCAAUCGCAAAGCUCGACAUCCCAGUUUCUUUGAAGAUAAAUUCGCUCAGUUCAAAAUUCUCAGUUGAUGAUAAGAGGUUGAAAUCUGAUAAAAAGAAGGAUAAGACCAAGAAGAAACAUCAUUCGAAAAAGGGCAAGAGGGAUUUGAAGGAGAGCUCGGACGAGGAGCAAGACAACGAUUAUCCAGCACAUUUUGUUAAUACUGGAAUUGGAGAGCUGCCACCAGGAGCAGAGCUGAGUGAUAACGAUGAUAAUAAUAUUUCUGAUGUUAAUGAUCCUCACAGGGCUUUGAAUAUCGAUCUCGAUAUUCCUUUGCGAGAGGACGAGAGAUUGCCAGUACUUGAGCAUCGGCCAGGCCCCAGAGACUCCAAGAAUAAUCCUGAGAAGUCCGAGAGAAAGGGUAAGAGUUCAAAGAAAAUUAAGAAAAAGACGAAGGAAGAGAAGAGAGAGCGCAGCAAUUCAGAGAAUCAAAAUAACAUUGAUCUCUGGCUUGGCAAUGACAUAGCUAUUCAUAAUAAGGAAAAUGAGAUUACAAGUGACUCUCUAAAUGUAGAGAAUAAGGAUAAUGAUGUUGAUGAUGGUGAUGAGGGGGAGAAGAAGAAGGAGUCUAAGAAGAAAGGUGGAAAGGCGAAGAAGAAGAAGAGGAAGGAGGAGGAAGGUAAGAGGAAGAAGAAAAAGAGCGAGAGCAAGCAGAAUACGUCGGGGUAUGAAGAGACUGCGGGUAUUUCUACCCCGUCUAAAGAGAUUGUACCGGGACUUAGCGUUAAUUUUCAUGAAAGUAAUGAGGAAACACUCAAUAAUCUCUAUCAAAUGCCCAGUGGACACCAGGAGCUUGCGAAAAAUGACAAAAUGAAGAUGAUGUUCGAAUUGAAGCAAUUGCCACAUGAAAAUGGAAAACUCAUCGUUUCAAUUUUUUUGGUCAAUUGCGGUGAUAAAGUCAUCAAAGACUUGGACUUGGAUGUCACAGACUCGUCGACCUUGAAACUAGUUAGAAACUUAAAUGAAGAAUCUGGGAUCAAGAUAAGAGUUAAAUUGGCACCUCAAGCUACAACAGAGGUACAUCUUCCUAUUCUUAUUGUUGAUGAUACAUUUGCCCAAAAAUUGAGGGGAAGUCUGAGUUAUUUCGUCGACAACUCUUCAGCGAUGAUUCAGGAGAAAUUGGAUUUUGUUUUGAAAUUCUCAUGCUGUGAUUUUAUCACUGGAAAUUUACCGCACGGUGAUAUUCUGACGGAAUUACUUGGCAGCGAUAUGUUGCAAUUUAAAACGAAAAAUAAUGUCGACAUUUCCCUAAAUCUUGGCCAAAUUGUGGAAAUGGUUUGUCAGAGGUGUAAUUUAACCCUCGUAGAGCAGGUUGAUGAUGCAGCAUCUCUAUACGGUAAUUCGUUGAUGGGUCAUCACGUGUGCCUUUUAUUCAAAAAGAAAUCAUCAGACGCAUCUUCAAGUCUUUCAAUUGAGGGCAAGGGAGACAAUAAUUCAUUAUUAUCUGGGAUUAUCGAGGAAAUUGUCAAUACAAUUACGAAAUAAAGAGAGGACUAUGCAGAUUUAUAUAAAUUUCAAAACGUUGAUUGAGAAAUAUGUUGCUCAUUAUAGAGAUUGCGGUGGAAAAUGAUUUUUUUUUUAACCUUUCAGUCUGUAAUAUUUUUUUAAUUUAAAGAA